Molecule: messenger RNA, 2682 nt
Organism: Perca fluviatilis (European perch)
Lineage: Eukaryota; Metazoa; Chordata; Actinopteri; Perciformes; Percidae
Product: RNA-binding protein MEX3B-like
Exons: 5
Coding region: 193-2223 (676 amino acids)
Molecular function (GO): RNA binding
Source: RefSeq, a predicted model, not a curated record
AAGCAAAGUAUCGCGUGAACCAGCAAUACGAGAUUACAGUGAGGGCUGCAUGAGCUGAAAGACAAAACAAAAGCCACACACAUUUCAACCAACAGGCGCUGGUCGCUUUUUAUUUUUUGUAAACCAAAACAAAUUUUAAUCAUUAUUCGUAUCGAUUUUCGAUUAACGACAAUAUUAUAAAAGUUUUGCACCAUGCCGAGUAGCACGUCUUUGCUGGAGGCCGACGAGGGAGAGUCAGAGGUCCCACCUCCGCUAGUGCACGCUUUCGCCGGUAUGGGCCUUGAGGAGCACCACGGCACACAGAGCCAGAUUCCCGAACAAGUAGAUGAGAGCCUCCACUAUCACCACCACAACCACCAUCUUCCCCCAAUUUCUCAUUUCAACCUCCUCGGUACGGUCCUAGACUUGAAGCCUCUGCAUCGGCCGCCCUCGGGAGAUGAGGUGAACAUGACGGCUGCACCCGAGGACAAGGAGCCAGAAGUUGUAGCCGCCGCAGACUCCUCGAUGCUAGCGCAGGCCCGCCACCGCCAACACCUCCCAUCCGGGCCGGCCGGCUCCGGGAUGGAGCCACCGCACGUCGAGACGGUCUUGUUGUACAACGGAGACGAGUGGGAUGAUACUGGAGUCGGCGGCAGCGCCCUACCACUGGCUGGCAGCAUGGCGAUGCUACCGCCCGGCGUGUACGGGGAGUCGGGCUACGAGGCCGAGUCUUCGCUGUUGGCUCGGCGAAAGAGCGUCAACACGACCGAGUGUGUGGCGGUGCCGAGCUCCGAGCACGUCGCUGAGAUUGUGGGCAGGCAGGGCUGUAAGAUUAAGGCACUUCGAGCCAAGACCAACACCUACAUUAAGACACCAGUGAGGGGAGAGCAGCCUGUCUUUGUUGUGACGGGCCGCAAAGAAGAUGUGGCCAUGGCUAAGAGGGAGAUCCUGUCUGCAGCGGAGCACUUCUCCCUCAUCCGAGCCUCUCGAAACAAGACGGGCCCUGUGUCUGUUGCAACCGGUCCUGGGACCCCCUCUCUACCUGGACAGACUACCAUUCAGGUGCGUGUACCAUAUCGUGUUGUAGGGCUGGUCGUGGGUCCCAAAGGUGCAACCAUCAAACGUAUUCAGCAACAGACCCACACCUACAUUGUGACACCAAGUCGGGACAAAGAGCCUGUGUUCGAGGUCACCGGGAUGCCCGAGAACGUGGACCGGGCAAGGGAUGAGAUAGAGGCGCACAUUGCCCUCCGCACAGGAACCUGCGGAAGCAUUGAGGCUCCUGGUGUAGACAACAAUGACUUUCAGUUCAAUGGGACAGACGUCAGCUUUGAGAAUUCUGCCACACCAGCUGGGUUGGGGGAGGCCGGGUGGCUUCAUGCAGGUGCAUCAUCACAGAGUGGUGGCUUGCUGCCAGUGAGCAUCAACGGUACUCAGCGAAUCAAUAGCAAUAUUAACCGUGGUGUCAGGAUGUCUUCCACCUACCGCAAUGACAGCUCCAGUUCCCUGGGCAGCGGCUCCAGCUCAGCUGAUUCUGUCCACGGCGGCGGUAAUGGGAACCGGGUGGCAGAUUUAAGCCCGACUUGUCAGUUUAAUGCCAAUGCUAACAACAACAACAGUAAUGGCAGCAGUACAAGUUUCUGGUUUGGUGAUAGCCUUGUUCCUGUGGGGUCUGAGGAGCUGGUCAGCCUGGGAGGUGGAGGCUCUAACUCAGGAUUUGACCCAUUAACCAUCUCCACUGCCCAAGCCUCACACCCUUCUGCACAGCCACAAAUCUGGAACCCCUUUGUGGAUCAACAACCCCCCCAGGCCUUUGAUGCUCGUCAAUCUCAGACCAGUCAGCCUGGGACGCCCCGACUCUCUCCAACCUUCUCUGGGACAGAAGCCUUGGAGCACCCUCAGGCCCAGCGAGUUCACCGAGGGCCUUUUGGCUCGGCUGGGACCCUCGAUGCCCACAGAUUUCCCUCUUACAGCUCGGCCUUCUCCUCUUCUAGUGAAAGCACCGCCUCCUCUUCCUCCCCACCUGAAUCCUCCCUCUCCUAUCGGCCGGGGCUCGGAUCAGCAGGGAGAGGACAGGAGAUCUGCAUCCACUGUAUGGAUAACCAGGUGAUCGCUGCCUUGGUUCCCUGCGGCCAUAACCUCUUCUGUCUAGAUUGUGCCACCCAUAUAUGCCAGGGUCCAGACGCUGUUUGUCCUGUGUGCCUGUCCCCGGUCUCACAGGCCAUUCAGCUCCGCAACAUGUGAUUUUAGUCCAUUUUCUUUGAUUGCUGAUGAGGGAUCUGCUUCCCCAACACUUCCAAUUCAUAACAUAUAUGUGGAGAAAUUACAAAACUGACCCCCAAAUCAGUGUUUAGGUGUGGCCUCACCCCUGUUUUGUCCAAGCUGGUGUUUGGUUGACAAAGGUGAGGAAGAAUAGUUGAAUUUAUAAUGAUCUGUAUUUAGGGCGUGAGCUAGGGUGUUCAGCCCGUUCAUGUGCCUGCUAUUGUGAAGUCUUCUUCCAUGAUUGAUUGAUUGAUUGAUUGAUUGAUUGAUUGAUUGAUUGAUCGAUCGAUCAAUGGGAGGGUUGGAAACCCUCUGUGUAGCAUUGGGUGGGGUGGGAUAUAUAUAUAUAUUUUUUUUUUGCUCAUGAUUUUUGAUUAACAUUUUCUUCUCCCUGAAGCUAAUAAUUAUCAGUUUUUGCCUACCUAUCAAAAAUUUUAACUG